Molecule: messenger RNA, 2292 nt
Organism: Hylaeus volcanicus
Lineage: Eukaryota; Metazoa; Arthropoda; Insecta; Hymenoptera; Colletidae
Product: signal recognition particle receptor subunit alpha-like
Exons: 12
Coding region: 120-1847 (575 amino acids)
Biological process (GO): SRP-dependent cotranslational protein targeting to membrane
Cellular component (GO): endoplasmic reticulum membrane
Molecular function (GO): GTP binding; ATP hydrolysis activity; GTPase activity
Source: RefSeq, a predicted model, not a curated record
UUUAUCAAUAAUUGUGUUGAUUUUUGAUUGAAAUAAAUAUUGUUCUGCUUGCACUCUGCCAUACACUGUCAUUGUUAAAAGUAAAUAAAAGAAUAUCCAAAAAGGAGUCAUUGAUUCAAAUGAUUGAUUCCAUUUACGUUUUUACUAAGGGUGGUGUAAUUCUUUGGUCAAAAAAUAUCACAAAAAAUUUUAGCGCAACCUCGCUGACAAUUGUUAAUAAUCUCAUUCAAAGUGUGUUUUUACAAGAAAAGUUUUCUACACAAGGAGCCUAUGCAACCUAUACAAUCAAUGAUUUUAGUGUAUCAUGUGAAUUAUUGAACUCUAUUCAAAGUGUGAUGAUUUGCAUAACAAGCGGAACACUAGAAAGAAUUUUCGUGCAUCGAUUCCUAGAGUAUUUUAGCAAACAAUUUUUGGAAAACGUUUCUGCAGUGUACUCUAAACAAUUAAAUACUGCAGCGGUCACUUCAAGAGGAGACGCUGCUGAAACCGCACUUCAAACAGGCCUGUGGUGUUUGUUGAAAUCUGAACCCCUCAAUUCAACUCUUCAUUAUAAUGUUAAUCAUAUAUUGAAUCAUUUAGGAGCCAUAAUUGACUUGAAACCAAAAAACAUCUCCUCUUCAGAGCCUAAUAGAGGAAAAAAGAAGGAUGAGGAAAAUACCAUACUAGAAGAAAAAUGUUUGGCGCACGACAUGAAAAGAAAAAAAAAACCGACAUUUUGUGGACCUCAAAAAGUCACAAAAAAAGCAAUGCUUCAUUUAGAUUUCUCCAAUAAGCCUGAGGAAACAAAUGGAAAUGCAAAGAAUGCAGAAUCUAAUGAAAUUCAAGCUGUUUCCUCAUCUUUUUUGGAUUCCUCCUCGUCGGAUGAUCAAUCAGAAACAAAAAGUUAUUUCACCACAAAAUUUUUCAGUCAAAUGAAAGAUUCCAUUCAACAGUCUUUCACAGGAAACAAAGUGCUAACAAAAAACGAUCUUACAAUUCUUUUAGAAGAAAUGAAAACUAAAUUUUUAAGUCGAAAUGUUGCUGCAGAUAUGGUUUCUCAAUUGAUUGGUUCAGUGGAAGAAUCUCUCAUAGAGACGAAAACAAAUAGUUUCCAAUCUGUCAAAACCGCUGUUUAUGACGUUUUUCAUGCAACCCUUGAGCGAAUUCUUUCUCAGCAAUGUAUAAGAGACGUCUUGAAAGAGAUAGCAGUAGCAAAAGAAAAAGGUCACGUGUACUCUAUCUGUUUUUUGGGAGUUAAUGGUGUUGGGAAAAGCACAAGCCUGGCUAAAGUUGCAUAUUAUUUAAAACGCAAAGGAAAUUUAAAAGUGAUGUUAGCUGCUUGCGAUACGUUUCGUGCUGGUGCAGUAGAACAGUUGAAAACCCACACAAAAAAUCUGGGAAUUCAUUUAUUUGAGCAAGGUUAUGGGAAAGACGCAGCUUUACUGUGUAGUGCAGCAUUGAAAUACGCUCAAACUAAUGCUUAUGAUGUGGUUUUAAUUGAUACUGCGGGAAGAAUGCAAGACAAUGAACCUCUGAUGCGAUCGCUUUCUAAACUAGUAGCUUUUAAUACACCCGAUCUCGUGCUAUUUGUUGGAGAAGCUUUAGCGGGAAAUGAUUCUAUACAUCAAUUAACCAAAUUCAAUCAAUGCCUUAUAGAUUACGCUCCAACGAAUAUUCAACAUCCUCGAGGAGUCGAUGCUAUAUUUUUAACCAAAUUUGAUACCGUUGGUACAAAGGUUGGCACUGUUUUAUCUUUAGCGUACGUCUCGAGUUGCCCCAUUGCCUUUGUUGGAACUGGUCAGCGUUACACCGACAUUCAGAAACUUAAAGUGCAUUCUGUGGUUACGUCUCUUUUAAGUGAUAUAUAGUGUGUUACCGUCAAGAAAAAAGCGUCUGCAAUACACUGUACAGUGUAGUACCGGGGCAUGCUUAUGAUCCAAUUAUUUUCACGUAAAUAAAAAUAUUUGAGAUUCUAUCCUUUAUGUCACGGUUUUUCUAAAAUAACGAAUUAGUAAAAAAACAGUACUGUUCUUUCUUGUAACAUUCCGUUUAAAUCAACAACAGAGAAAAAAAAAAUAUAUUUAACAAAACAAACUUUUAAGCGAGUUUGUAACACUCGUUCUUUUCCGUCCGUUUUUUACCACACACUAUAAAGUGAAAAGGGAUUUGUUUAAAUAUAUUCAAAUGUCAACUUUAAAAUGACUUGUUGAGCACAAGGGAAAAUUCAUACAACAGUGAAGCAUUAUUAUGUGUGUUUAUUACUAGGCCAUGUCGUGAUUUAAAAGUGUUAUACUUGGAGUUUUGAAUCAACAA